Molecule: messenger RNA, 7580 nt
Organism: Caretta caretta (loggerhead turtle)
Lineage: Eukaryota; Metazoa; Chordata; Testudines; Cheloniidae
Gene: SV2A
Product: synaptic vesicle glycoprotein 2A
Biological process (GO): transmembrane transport; chemical synaptic transmission
Cellular component (GO): neuron projection; synaptic vesicle membrane
Molecular function (GO): transmembrane transporter activity
Source: RefSeq, a predicted model, not a curated record
UUUUCUAUAGCAGCCGGUCCUGCCGCCACCCUUCCCUGGGCUGUUACAAUGGACUCUCCCAAUGUUCAGUGUGUGUGUAGAAGGCUGCGAUGCUAAUGCUCGUUCUGGUACCCAUGAGCUAUUUCCUUCCUGUAUCCCUGCCAGAGCAUCCUUCAUAAUAUCACGCGAGACAGAUACUUAAAGGAGGGCUGUGGCAGAGCGGAGUAUAGACCACAGGACCGUCUCCAUCUACUGCCACCCAAGGGAGAAUCGCCCAAUCGACCUGCCUGGCUGCUCCGGCGUCUCAAGCCUGGAUUAAGCGAAUGGGUCGCGGUUCAGUGACCUCGAUUGGCCGCCGUUGGAAAGCUGCGUCCUCCUUGCCCGCCAAAGAUUCCCACCGCUGCCCCCUGGCCUGAGGAGACGGGGAGGGGCCCUGCGUGCUCAUCCAGGAAGACCUGCCCUCCACCCCCCGCCCCUCGUCAAAGGCGGUUCCCAUCCUCUUCUUCCUCACGCCUGUGAGAUCUGAAGGUGGGGCGUCGGCCAGGGCAGAGCCAUGGAUGAGGGGUUCAGGGACCGCACGGCCUUCAUCCGAGGGGCAAAGGACAUUGCCAAGGAGGUGAAGAAGCAUGCCACCAAGAAGAUGGGCAAGGGCGUGGAUCGCAUGCAGGAUGAAUACACCAAGCGCUCCUACUCCCGCUUCGAGGAGGAUGAGGAGGAUGAGGAUUACCAGCCCCAGGAUGGCUACUACCGCGGCGAGUCGGCCAACGACGAGGAAGGGGCCUCCAGCGAUGCCACCGAAGGGCAUGAUGAGGAUGACGAGAUCUACGAGGGCGAGUACCAGGGCAUCCCCCGAAAUGAGUCCCUGAAGGCCGGGGACCACCUGGCCGACAACCAGCAGGUGGUGAGCGAGUUCAGAGACUUCGAGGACUUGGAAGGGGACAAGAAGAAGGACAAGGAGGAGCUGGCCCAGCAGUAUGAGCUCAUCCUGCAGGAGUGCGGCCACGGGCGCUUCCAGUGGACGCUCUACUUUGUGCUGGGGCUGGCCCUCAUGGCCGAUGGCGUGGAGGUCUUCGUGGUGGGCUUUGUCCUCCCUAGCGCCGAGAAGGACAUGUGCUUGUCAGACUCCAACAAAGGCAUGCUGGGCCUCAUCGUCUACCUGGGCAUGAUGGUGGGAGCGUUCCUGUGGGGCGGCCUGGCGGAUCGGAUUGGCCGGAAGCAGUGCCUCCUCAUCUCCCUCUCGGUCAACAGCGUCUUCGCCUUCUUCUCCUCUUUCGUGCAAGGUUACGGCACCUUCCUCUUCUGCAGGCUGCUCUCCGGAGUGGGCAUCGGGGGCUCAAUCCCCAUUGUCUUCUCCUACUUCUCGGAGUUCCUAGCUCAGGAGAAGCGAGGCGAGCACCUGAGCUGGCUCUGCAUGUUCUGGAUGAUUGGGGGCAUCUAUGCAUCAGCCAUGGCUUGGGCCAUCAUCCCUCACUAUGGCUGGAGUUUCCAGAUGGGCUCCGCAUACCAGUUCCACAGCUGGAGGGUCUUUGUCCUGGUCUGCGCCUUCCCCUCCGUCUUUGCCAUCGGUGCUCUCACCACCAUGCCCGAGAGCCCACGCUUCUUCCUGGAGAACGGGAAGCACGACGAGGCCUGGAUGGUGCUGAAGCAGGUUCAUGACACCAACAUGCGAGCCAAGGGCCACCCCGAGAGGGUGUUUUCGGUCACCCACAUCAAAACCAUUAAGCAGGAGGACGAGCUGAUUGAGAUCCAGCUGGACACCAGCACCUGGUACCGGCGCUGGAUGGUUCGGAUCCUGAACCUCUUGCAGCAGGUCUGGAGCAACUUCCUGCAGUGCUUUGCUCCCGAGUACCGGCGCGUCACUCUCAUGAUGAUGGCUGUGUGGUUCACCAUGUCCUUCAGUUACUACGGCUUGACCGUCUGGUUCCCAGACAUGAUCAAGCAUUUACAGAACAUCGAAUAUGCCUCCCGCACCAAGCUUUUCACCCGCGAGAAGGUGGAACACUUCACCUUCAACUUCACCCUGGAGAACCAGAUCCACCGCAAUGGUGAAUACUUCAACGACAAGUUCAUCGGCCUCAAGCUGAAAUCCGUCUCCUUUGAGGACUCCCUGUUUGAGGAGUGCUACUUCGAAGACAUCACCUCCAGCAACACCUUCUUCAAGAACUGCUCCUUCAUCUCCACUGUCUUCUACAACACAGACCUGUUUGAGUACAAAUUCAUCAACACCAAAAUCAUCAACAGCACCUUCCUGCACAACAAAGAAGGCUGCCAGCUGGACUUCAGCGACGACAACAAUGCCUACAUGAUCUACUUUGUCAGCUUCCUGGGCACCCUGGCCGUGCUGCCAGGGAACAUUGUCUCGGCCCUGCUCAUGGACAAGAUCGGGCGCCUCCGGAUGCUGGCCGGCUCAAGCGUGAUGUCGUGCAUCAGCUGCUUCUUCCUGUCGUUCGGGAACAGCGAGUCAGCCAUGAUUGCCCUGCUCUGCCUUUUUGGGGGGGUCAGCAUCGCCUCCUGGAACGCCUUGGAUGUACUGACAGUGGAGCUUUACCCCUCAGACAAAAGGACGACAGCCUUCGGGUUCCUCAAUGCCCUCUGCAAGCUGGCGGCCGUCCUGGGCAUCAGCAGCUUCACCUCCUUCGUCGGCAUCACGAAAGCCGUGCCAAUCUUGCUGGCCUCGACCGCGCUGGCCGUGGGCAGUUCGCUAGCGUUGAGGCUGCCGGAGACGCGGGGGCAGGUGUUGCAGUGAGUGGGGCGUACCCCGCCCCUUCCGAUUCUCCCCCGCUCCAGGGAGAUUAGAGUUGUUAGACACUGUGAAAUGUCUGAUUUUCUGAUUUUGACUAUUUUAUUUUUUUUCGCUCCCCCCCCUCCCCCGGCUCCUCUUCCCUCUUUUUUUGGUGUCAUUACGUGUGUGAGAAUCGGCUCAUUCGUUGAGGGAGUCGGGGGAGGAGGGAAUAAAACUUGACUGAGAAGGAGAGGGGGGGAAAUAACCUCUUUGCACUAAAUUCAGGCUGGAAACGGUCCAGCCCCGGCAGUGUGAACUGAUUAACUGGGCAGGCGCCAAUUGACCUAGCUCCUGAUCAGAGCUGGAUGCUAGGGGCUAGGGCCAGCUCCUCAAGGGGACAUCUAAUGUCUAGGCACCCUGUCACUGGGCAGUAACCUGGAACCCCUCUGUGGCACUGGCUCUAGGGUGUGUGCUGGUGAACACGUGAUCCAUUUAAUUUUACACACGUGGGUGUAAACUAGUAGUACGUGCAAUGUGUGCUCAUGGAUCUUGGCUGUGUAAUAUUUUCCGAAUCCUCAUUUAUUUUUUUCAUCGGGCACCUGUGGUGUGUGGAGAGCAACGCAAACACCCCCCCCCUACUUCCCUCCCCCUGCUUUUUCGGGGCCCUUUGAGUCAUAUGUAAAGUAGCAUCGAUUUCAGGUGUUAACAAAGCAUCCAUUUCAGGCUUCUAAACCAGGUUUGCAGGAGCAAAUCGGCAGAGCUAAGUGGUUCCUCUGUGUCACGUGAACCGAAUUUGAAAUCCUGAUCCGCACGUGCCCUUGCAUCAUGUCUCGCUGGUGUCACAAAUGUCUGGUCGAGCCACACCAGGCACGGCAGGCAUACACCCCUGUCGGCUCUAGUGGUAUUGGGCAUUCAUACAUUUUGCAGGCAGCAGGUCUAGGCUCUCAUCGGCAUGGCAGAAGCUGUGUCAGAGCAGCGGUUCCAUCCUUGGCUCUGGUGGGUGGAUUGUCCCAAUGUUCUGUGCCUCAGUUUCCCCAUCUGUAAAACAGGGAUCAUGAUACUGGCAUCCUUCUGUUGAGUGCUUUAGAGAAACGGUGCUGUAUGUGAGGGCAAAGUAGCAUUCUUUUUUCUCCUUUGGACCCACAUCAGCUCAGACAUCCCUCUGUAACUGGACCGAAUUUAACGCGCUAAUCCAAGGAGAUUCCCCUCUUCCAGUUAUCCAUUGCAGAUGAACAAGACAGCAAUGCUCGGUUUCUUUUAAUAUUGUUUAUUCAGGGAUUUUAAAUGUUGUUUUUUCUGUGUGGGGGGAGAAAAUUUGACUUUGAAGCUUAGGGAUUGUGGUUGUUGUUGUUUUUUUUAAUUCUCCCCAAGCCCCUCCCCACAGCGGCCAUCCAGAAACACAGCUGGGGCUGGGGGUGGGGGCGUGGGAAGGGGUGUGAUAGUAGCACCUGUGAUUCCCCAAGAUGAGAUCAAGGCUCCACCAUGCUAGGCCAGCAGCCCAGCUGGCCUGAGAGUGACACUAACCUCUGUCUUGUCUGUGGGUUGCUGCUCAUUCCGAUUAGGCGUUUCGUGUAUUUAAUUCUGUAGCCGCCUGUCUCUCUGCCCUCCCCCCGUUCCGUGGUCGACACCAAGGUCUGGUCUACACUUAAAAGAAAUUAGAUCGACCCAGCUAUGUCGCUCAGGGCCAAGAAAAAUCUCGUACCCUGCGUCUCUUACUUAGGUUGACCUAACCCCAGAGGUAGCUGCUCCUAGGAAGAAUUCUUCCAUCAACCUAGCCCCGGCCUCUCAGGGAGGUGGAUUGACCCCAUUGAUGGAACCUAAUGGAAAGCCCUGGUGCAGAUGCAGCCUGUUGGCACCGGAAGGGGUUUUUCCAUCCAUGUAAGAACGCCACCUCCUCGCAGGCCAGUAGCAACGUCGAUGGAAGCAGUCCUCCCAUGCAGUCUUCCGCACGGCACGCAGGGCUGCCGAUUUUUCAUGUCCUCGACUGAUGCAGCUGGCCUGGGGAGGGGGCGCAUUUAGCGUCACCCAGCAGGGGCGUUGGGUUGUAGAUGUGGGAAAAGAGAGGAAAGACCAUGAGUGCCUAGGGCUCUGUCCCAUGUCUCAGCAGGCCCAUGAUUGUGUUUUGCUACACCCCCACCCCCUCCACCUCCCGUCCUUUUCAGGAACGCUUGCCUAUGAAUUCACCCUCCGCCUCCAGAUUUAAUUAACUUGCAUCCAGGCCUGCCCAGAGAAGGGGCCCUAAUACGUCAGGUUCACUGGGGUCUGCCUCCUCUGAUUUCACCCCAGCUACAGACAUUUUGGGAGCCCGCUGUGCUUGGGGCCCCAGGACAAUUGUUCCUCUUCUCAUUCCUACUCAGGAACAGCUUUGCAAGGGUGCAAACCAUGCAUCCAGCUUGGAGCAGAGGGGUUUUUUGGGGGGGGAGGGGGGGGCUGCUCAUUGAAGGGUGGGGCAGUUCCACCCCUUCAGACAGGUCUACCAGGGAAAAUGGAGCAAUGGCAUCUCUUAACCAUCAGGGCCACAGGGAGAGUAAGAUCCUUGAAAAUCUAUUACCUUGGAUGGUUGCCAGAGGGAACCCCCUAGAGUCUGAGGGCAGCUAAAGCCAGGGGAGGAUCAGAACGUAGCACUUAAGGUGCAAUGGCUCCACGCAAGCGGGCUCUACUUUUGCAAAACCCAAAGCACCGCGCCUUGCUCAUUAGAGACGGGCCAAGCCCCGAAGGCACCCAGAGCCUUUGCCCCAGCUCUGGCUGGCUUUUCUUGCUUUCCUCUUUCCUGCUGCAGAUGAAGGCAGAGCUAGGGCGGGAGGGACAGUGCGGCUGCCCAGGGCUUGGCGUAAGAUGCCUCGAAGAUUUUUGCUCAGCGCGUGUGUCCAGGACUCACUGGGCGAAGGUAUUGCUCAGCUGAAGGAGCAGUGAGGUCAGAGGUAGUUAGGGGCCACAAGGGGCUAUUUUAAAGAAACCCUGUUGUGGGUUGCAAAGGCCCCACACUGAUCAGCAGCAGUGGGUGUUGGGUGGAGAACAGCAACCUCGUUGAAGCAGCCAUCUAGCGCCAUCUAUGGGCACAGAGUGGAUGCACACCCUGGCCUCCUUCUCCCCUUAGGACUAAUGUAUGGUUUUUAUUCCAAGGUCAUGGAGUCAGCUGGGUGUCACAUGCUGGCCCUUUAAUUCUCUGCGCUAUAAAGCCAGCACUGUCCAGGAACCAGGAGGCUAAGAAGCUUUCUUGGGGGAGGGGGGCUCCUUUCGCGCACGCGCUGGUUGUAGCUGAGAAUUUAAAUGUUCUUUAAAACCCCAGCUGACCUGAGGCAGAUGUCUCAGCAUCUGCCCCAUCUUGUGGCUUGGAAACAAUGAGGGGAGGAUCCCUGCCGUGUCCUUUCCGCUGUCAGCAAGGGGGUAGAGGCACUUGAGUCUGUUCUGACCUUGCGCUGGAAGAGACACAAGCCCGUUGCCUUGCCCAAGAGGGAGGCUUGAGCCCAGAUGGCAGGAGAGCGUUUUAUGCACAUUCACCCACUGAGGUCAAUAAUAUUUAAGCGCGUGCUAGAGGGCCUAAAAUCCGGAUGGUGAGUGAGUUCCAACCCAGAUCUUCAAUUAACCUAACCCCCCACCCCUGAACUCUAACAAGCAGCAGGACCCCCCAAUGGUGGUGUGGAAGGAAAUAAGCUUUUUAAAACCAGAUCUCUACCUUGCACGGCGACAGUGCAAUUCUUAAUUUCAAAACAUCAUAAUAAUGCCCUGGGCUAAGUCUUUAUGCUGCUCUCUGUUACCCUGGGGUAAAUCUUGGAGUAAAUCCCCAUCAUACCAGUCUAAGAGAGCAGAAUCUGGACUUCAGGGCAACUUUGAUUGGAGGAAGGGGGGGGUGGGAAUGUCCAGGUUCUCUGGUUGUAUUUUAUAACCCAUUUGCAUAGCAAAGCCCACUAAUUGUCACAUUGUAGGUUAAUCGCUCAAUGGGCCCAUGCAGGUUCCAUGCUUUAAUAGCUAGAUGUGUCUCUUUGUGUCAUCAUCCAAAGAUCUGAAUGGCAUGUGGUCCCCGGUGCCCAUUAAUCUAAUUAUAGCAGCUGGACACACACACAGCCAAAAUUUGUAUUUUAAACAAGGGAUGAAAUUGACCAGCACCUGUGUCGGUUUUGCUGGGGCUCUUUGGUGUAAUGCAUACCAGCCGAGCUCCAAAACGGGGAAUUAAAUAUCUUGCCUUCGCUGCAGAGCUAAACAGGGAAACACACUGCACGUGGGGAGGGGGCUGUCAGUUUAAGGUCACUUCGGUCUGCAUUAGACACUAGAGCUAGGUCGCCAAUUCUAUUCAGAUACGUAGAGAAGCGUGGUGUACACCAAGGGGGGAAACGUCCUGCUGUAUCAUUUUAAGCGAGAGUUGUAUUUUUUUACAUUUUAGGAGAUAUUUAAGAGUAGUAUAUUUUUCAUUAUUUAUAAUUUUAUACCAGAUCUCAGUUUCCCCUCCUCGCGCAAGCUUGGGACCAAGCAUACCUGAAAGGAAGCGUUUUUUGUGUCUCUCUUAGCUACCUAGCUCCCCAGCUGGGCUAUCUGAGCACAUCACAAUGUCUAAUGCUCACAGCCCUACUGUGCAGCAAGUUACAGGUAGGGAAACUGAGGCCCAGAGAGACAAAGAGUCUGUCUAUCCUGUGAUCAGAGGAGUGCAGCAUGUGUCGACAUAGCCAACCUAGCUGUGAUCUCGCUCGCUUGAAUAAUAAUAGCAAUAAAGCUGCAGCACCAGGGGCUGUACAAACCCACUCAGCCCCCCGGACUGUGCUCUAGCCUUCACUGCUAUCAGUGCUCCAGUUAGCUGGAUUGGGCCUGUCUAUCCACGCUGCAGUCAUACUGCCGCAGGGAAUGUAGACAUCCACUAAGUGACUUGCCCAUGGUCACACAGGGA